AUGCCCAGUAUCAUUCUUCAUAUCGUGCUGCGCCAUGAGGUGGUACAUCACCGCAGUGCAUCAUUUCGAUCAUCAACAUCAAAUCCCGCAACCGAGUUCAACUAUCUAGUCGAAGUCGUCCAAAAUAGUCUCAUCACAUAUUUGGAUGGCUAUGCUUUAGAUGGCAAUAAUGUAUCUUGGCUAGUAUUGCGGGCAGUCCUUACCUCCAAAAUAUAA
Messenger RNA from Botrytis fragariae, 216 nucleotides. RefSeq lists its product as uncharacterized. The record is from RefSeq and is a predicted model, not a curated record. Bases 1 to 216 code for a protein of 71 amino acids. Lineage: Eukaryota; Fungi; Ascomycota; Leotiomycetes; Helotiales; Sclerotiniaceae. The transcript is spliced from 2 exons.